Molecule: messenger RNA, 1299 nt
Organism: Zea mays
Lineage: Eukaryota; Viridiplantae; Streptophyta; Magnoliopsida; Poales; Poaceae
Product: clathrin assembly protein
Exons: 1
Coding region: 75-1100 (341 amino acids)
Biological process (GO): vesicle budding from membrane; clathrin-dependent endocytosis; clathrin coat assembly
Cellular component (GO): clathrin-coated pit; clathrin-coated vesicle
Molecular function (GO): 1-phosphatidylinositol binding; clathrin heavy chain binding; SNARE binding
Source: RefSeq, marked provisional
CAAAUUCCCAACCUCUUGGCAUUGGCAGUGGCAGUUGACGCCCUCCCCGUCUCCUCGAUCAGCGUCCGACCGCCAUGGGUGGCCUCAAGCUCCGGCGGCUGGCAUCCACCUUCCUCUCCCCAGGCCCCGCAUCCCCGGGCUCCGCGGCCGACGCGCACCACUCGGUGUGGCGCGCGACGGCUCACCACCCUAGCACGGCGCCGCCGUCCGCGCAGCACAUGGACGCGCUCCUGGCCUUCGGGCGGGGCUCGCGCCUCUCCGCCGCGUCGCUCGCCGCGGCGCUCGUGGACCGCCUGCGCGCCGCGGCUUCGGGGCAGGGCGACGCCGCCGUGGCUCUCAAGUGCCUCGUGGCGCUCAGGGUCCUCCUGGCGCGGGGCGCGUUCAUCCUCCGCGACCAGCUCCUCGCCGCGCUCGCCCGGCACCCGGCCUCCGGGCGCAACCCGCUCGCGCUGUCGUCGUUCCCGCUCGGCCGGUCCUCCUUCGCCGCCGCGUCGUGGGUCCGGUUCUCCGCGCGGCUCCUGGAGCUCCUCCUCCUGCUCCCGGACGCCUCCGCCUCCGCCGACGCCGACGCCGAGUACCUCACCGCGCUCCCCAACCCGCACCUGGUCGCCGAGCUCGCCGCCUUCGUGUCCGUCGCGGACGCCGUCCGCCAGGCCCCGCCGCCCCCGCCCUCGGGCCCACAGCCCAACGCGCUCAUCUGGGAGGCCGUCCGCCUCGCCGACGAGGACCGCGUCGCGGCGGAGCGGAGCAUCGUCGCGCGGGUCCAGGAGAUGGGGGAGCGCCUCGACACGCUCUCCCUGGCCGACGCCGUGGAGCUGGUGUGCGUGCUGCGGCGGGUGGAGGACGGCACCGCGUCGGAUUGCAAGUGGGCGGGGCUGGACGAGGGCGUCGCGCGCGCGGCUCGGGGCCUCCGCGAGCGCGCCGAGGAUGUGGUGCUGCGGAGGACGGUGGAGGAACGGCGCCUGGUGCGGAGGGACGCCGCGGGCAGCGCGUCCGCGCGCACCAUCCUGCCGAUCCGCGCCGCUGCUGGCGACGGCGGCGCCGUCCGGUUCGGGUCCACAAGGUGGGCUGGCACAGUUUCUGCGCCGCGUAGACGGUAGGACAACGUGUACAGUGUGCACUUCUUUUUUUUAGUUCUUCUCAUGGUUCACUCAACACGUUUCAAAUUCUUGUAAUUGCAGAUUUGCAGUCGAGAUUUUUUUGUUGUAAAUUUUUUGUUGUAGUGCUUGUUGUUGUGUUUGAUACAAAUGGCCAUGGUGUAAAUAUUGGGCGAGAACGUGAAUGGAAGCGCUUGCUACG